Salvia hispanica is the source of this 417-nucleotide messenger RNA. Its product is annotated as dolichyl-diphosphooligosaccharide--protein glycosyltransferase subunit 4A. The record is from RefSeq and is a predicted model, not a curated record. Lineage: Eukaryota; Viridiplantae; Streptophyta; Magnoliopsida; Lamiales; Lamiaceae.
ACAUAUAUAUAGGAGUUCACAGCAACGACUUGAGAAUUCGGUAGUUUUCGAUUGCAGUCUGCAGCUCUACAGAUCUGAGCUUCGCCGCCGGUUUUGCAAUUCCUCUCCGAUCAAAAUGAUUGAUGAUCAAGACCUGGGCUUCUUUGCCAAUUUUCUUGGUAUUUUCAUAUUUGUUCUGGUGAUUGCCUACCACUACGUGACAGCGGACCCAAAAUUCGAGGGCAACUGAAGAUUCGUUCUCGCCAUACCAAUGCAUAGAUUUGCGAGAGUAUGAUUGUCAUGUGAUGGGUUAAAUUUUGGACAGAGAUACAUAUGAUGUAGUACUUUUAUAUGAUGAGACAGUUAAUUUUAGCCUUACUGCUAAUUAAUGGAUAAUCUUUGAUAUAAUAGACUACUCAGAAAUAUCUUCACACUUCA